Messenger RNA from Miscanthus lutarioriparius, 1155 nucleotides. The record is from the annotation of a GenBank genome assembly. NCBI's taxonomy places the organism in Eukaryota, Viridiplantae, Streptophyta, Magnoliopsida, Poales, Poaceae.
AUGUCUCCUCGCCAGUCUCCUCCCCGCCGGCCGGCCUAUAUAUGCAGAGGGAACCCGCCUCUUUCCUCUCAUGCAUCCGGCUCUCGAUCAGCAGCUCAUUUCCACCAUCGAUCCAUCAAGCAGCCAGAGCAAAACCAACAAAGCCAAUCCAUCAUGGCGGAGCAGCUGCGGCGUGGCGCAUCACCACCGUCAUCCGGCGCGGCGGAGCUGGAGCUGCCGGGGUUCCGGUUCCACCCGACGGAGGAGGAGCUGCUGGAGUUCUACCUGAAGCAGGUGGCGCAAGGGCGGAAGCUCAAGUUCGACAUCAUCCCCACGGUGCACCUGUACCGGCACGACCCCUGGGACCUCCCGGGCCUGGCGCGCAUCGGCGAACGGGAGUGGUACUUCUUCGUGCCCCGCGACGGUGGCGGCAGCCGGGCGGCCAAGCAGCACCAGUCCGGCGGCGGCGGCCGGCCCAGCCGCACCACGGAGCGCGGGUUCUGGAAGGCCACGGGGUCGGACCGCUCCGUACGGUGCGCCGACGACCCCAAGCGCCUCAUCGGGCUCAAGAAGACGCUCGUCUACUACGAGGGCCGCGCGCCGCGUGGCACCAAGACCGACUGGGUCAUGAACGAGUACCGCCUCCCCGACGCCACCACCUGCUGCAAUGCCGCCGGCGACUCAUCGGCGGCCUCCUCCACCAACAAGUCGCCCAAGGAGGACAUCGUGCUGUGCAAGAUCUACCGGAAAGCUGUGUCGCUCAAGGAGCUGGAGCAGCGGGUGGCCAUGGAGGAGCUGGCGCGCGCCACCGCCACGCCGUCCGCGUCCGCGUCCCACAACACCGGCUCGCCCGCCGACUCCAUGUCGUCGUCGGACCACGAGGCGGCGGCGGCGGCCCAUCCCCGGAAGCAGCAGGGAGGGGACAUCAUGAUGAUGCCUGUGGGCAUCUCACCACCACCUGGGGUGAUGAGCAUGAAGAAAGAGGAGGUGGCCGAGCCGCUGCCGACGGCGACGACGGUGCUGAUGAGGCCGGCGACGCUGAGCCUGCCGCAGCUGGAGGUGGCGAAGCAGCAGCCGGCGCAGCAGGAGUGGAUGCAGGACCCAUUCCUGACGCAGUUGCGGAGCCCAUGGAUGGAGAGCUGGUCGCCCUACUACGCCAGCGUCCUCAACUUUUAA